AUGAAAAGUACACUGUUAACAGGAGUGCGUCGGUACAGUAGCUUUAGAUUGCAAGGACCGAGAAUGAUAUGUAUGCCAAAAAAUACAGAAGGAAAGCAGACUCAAGUAAAUAAUAGUGAUGUAAAUGAAGAAUUGGAGGGUAUGUUGAGGAGAAGAUUGCAGGUAGCAUACACGAAUAGUUUAAAAGAGAAAAAUAGUUUUCUGCUUUUACAAUAUAAUGGGCCAGAGGAUAAAAGAAAGUAUGACACUAUGAAAGCGGUGCGAGAACUAAAGAAAGAUUAUCGUGAAAGCAAGUUUUUCCCGCCACUAACAUUCCAGGAAAAUGAGUUUAAUUCGUGCUUUCAGAAACCAGUAAUUCAAGGACAACCAGACUCAGAGCAUUUUGCAUGUCUUCUAGAUAUAAAAAAUGCUAAUGGGUUGGAUACUCUUCUCCGGAGGGUCACCGAUGUGAACUGCUUUGCCAAAGUUAUCGGUGUGAAGAUCAAUAAUAAAAGGGGUCUCAUAUCACUACAGAUGCUCAAACCAUUUUUAGAUGAACUCUCUACGAAAUAUACUAGCUAUGAUUACGAGAGUCUAUUGAAGAUCGCGAAGAUCGAGCAGCUACCCAGAAACGUGCAUAUGUACAAGCUACUCAGCAUAUUUGGCAAAUACGGAACGGUUCAUCCAACUAUUAUAGAAGACCAAAGUACAGCGGAAUCACGCUGGCUUAUCCUCUCUAAAUGA
Molecule: messenger RNA, 723 nt
Organism: Kluyveromyces marxianus DMKU3-1042
Lineage: Eukaryota; Fungi; Ascomycota; Saccharomycetes; Saccharomycetales; Saccharomycetaceae
Product: UDP-N-acetylenolpyruvoylglucosamine reductase
Exons: 1
Coding region: 1-723 (240 amino acids)
Source: RefSeq, a predicted model, not a curated record